GCGCUCGGCGCCUUGAGGGAGGGAGGGAGCGCGAGGUCGGACUGCGCGUGCGCGCGGGCGAGAGAGAGAGAGAGAGAGCGCGAGCGAGAGAUUGAGCGAGAGAGAGAGAGAGGGUGGCGGCGGCGUGGGAGGCAGGCGCGGCGGCGUCUCCUUCCCGCGGGCUCUGCGCAUGCGCGGGGCCGGGAGAGAGGGAGGCGAAGGGCCCCGGCUGAGGCGGCGGUGGCGGCGGCGCAGGAGGCCGCGCGGGAGGCCCGGAAGGACCAUGGCGGCCCACACCACGGCCACCGCCAACACCAACCCCACCCCCACGGGCCAGCCAGGCUCAGCAGGAGCAGGAGGAGGCGGAGGAGGUUCAGGAGGAGUAGGCCCCGCUGAGGGCCCGCCCGCCUCAGGCCUCUCCUCGGCCUCCUCCUCGUCGUCGUCGUCCUCCUCCUCGGGCCCUCCCGCCGUGUCGCGGCGCAAGGACGGAGGCCCCGCGGGGAAGUUCUGGGAGAGCUCCGACACCGCCGCCCAGCUCGACGCCGCACGCCUCUGGCUCGGGAAGCACUGCAAGAAGUAUGUUCAGGCAGAUGCUCCUACCAAUAAAACACUGGCGGGGCUUGUGAUGCAGCUGCUGCAGUUUCAGGAAGAUGCCUUCGGAAAACAUGUCGCCAAUCCUGCCUUCACCAAGUUCCCUGCAAAGUGCUUCAUGGAUUUCAAAGCUGGCGGUACGCUGUGCCACAUUCUCGGUGCUGCUUAUAAGUAUAAGAAUGAGCAAGGAUGGCGAAGGUUUGACUUGCAAAAUCCUUCCCGGAUGGACCGAAAUGUAGAAAUGUUUAUGAACAUUGAGAAAACAUUAGUGCAGAAUAACUGUCUGAGCAGGCCGACCAUCUACCUCGUUCCAGAUAUAGAGCUCAAGUUGGCCAAUAAGCUAAAAGACAUUGUGAAACGUCACCAGGGAACCGUCACUGAUGACAAGUCUAAAGCCACCCACCAUGUUUAUCCUGUUCCUACCUCAUUGGAUGAAGAAGAGUGGUUUAGACCCGUGAUGAAGAAAGACAAGCAGGUCCUUGUGCACUGGGGCUAUUACCCUGACAGCUACGACACUUGGGUUCACGCUACUGAUGUGGAGGCGGACAUCGAAGAUCCUCCCAUUCCAGAAAAGCCCUGGAAGGUCCAUGCCAAAUGGAUUCUGGACACAGAUGUCUUCAAUGAAUGGAUGAAUGAAGAAGAUUACGAGAUCGAUGAGAACAAGAAGCCGGUGAGCUUUCGCCAGCGGAUCUAUAUGAAAAAUGAAGAACAGCCGGUCCGUAGCCCGGAACGACGCGAUCGGAAGGCAGCGGUUGGGGCCAGGAAAAGGAAGCACUCCCCUUCCCCGCCUCCGCCUGCUCCCACUCCAGUGGAAUCCAGGAAGAAAUCUGGGAAGAAGGGGCAAGCGGGCCUUUAUGGGAAGAGGAGGGGACAGCGAGAGGAUGAUGAGCAGGAAGACCUCACCAAGGAUAUGGAGGACCCCACCCCUGUGCCGAACAUGGAGGAAGUGGUGCUCCCCAAAAACGUAAACCCAAAGAAAGAUAGUGAAAACACUCCCGUGAAAGGAGGGACAGUUGCAGACCUUGAUGAGCAGGAUGAAGAAACGGUGGCAACAGGAGGAAAGGAAGACGAAGACCCCAACAGAGGUGACCAGAGCCGCUCCAUCGACACAGGAGAAGACAACGUCACCGAGCAGACCAAUCACAUCAUUAUUCCCAGCUAUGCCUCCUGGUUCGACUAUAACUGCAUCCACGUGAUUGAACGCCGCGCUCUUCCAGAGUUCUUCAAUGGGAAAAACAAGUCUAAGACCCCGGAGAUAUACUUGGCCUACCGCAAUUUCAUGAUCGAUACCUAUCGCCUGAACCCUCAGGAGUACCUGACCAGCACAGCCUGCAGGAGGAACUUGACCGGAGAUGUUUGCGCUGUCAUGAGGGUGCAUGCCUUUCUGGAGCAAUGGGGGCUCAUUAAUUACCAGGUGGACCCAGAAAGCCGCCCCAUGGCCAUGGGCCCCCCUCCCACCCCACACUUCAACGUCUUGGCGGACACUCCCUCAGGGCUCAUGCCGCUGCAUCUGCGCACACCUCAGAUCCCAGCCUCCCAGCAGAUGUUGAAUUUUCCUGAGAAGAACAAGGAGAAACCUACUGACCUGCAGAACUUUGGACUUCGUACAGACAUCUACUCCAAGAAAACAUUGGCAAAGAGCAAAAGUGCCAGCGCUGGGCGAGAAUGGACAGAGCAAGAGACCCUGCUGCUGCUUGAGGCCCUGGAGAUGUACAAAGACGACUGGAACAAGGUUUCGGAGCACGUUGGCAGCCGCACCCAGGACGAGUGCAUCCUGCACUUCCUGCGCCUGCCCAUCGAGGACCCCUACCUGGAGAACUCGGACGCCUCCCUGGGGCCCUUGGCCUACCAGCCGGUGCCUUUCAGCCAGUCGGGGAACCCGGUGAUGAGCACCGUAGCCUUCCUGGCCUCUGUGGUGGACCCCCGCGUGGCCUCGGCUGCCGCCAAAGCUGCUUUAGAGGAGUUUUCCCGGGUGCGAGAGGAGGUGCCGCUGGAGCUGGUGGAGGCCCAUGUCAAGAAAGUCCAGGAGGCGGCCAGGAUCUCUGGGAAAGUGGAUCCCUCCUAUGGCCUGGAGAGCAGCUGCAUUGCAGGGACCGCCCCAGAGGAGCCGGAGAAAUUCGAUGGACCUGAGCAAGAGAAGAUGGAGACGGAGGCGGAGGAACCGCAGGCAGACAAAAUCAAGGUAGAAAACAAAGGAGAGAAUGAAGCAGGAGAUGGAAACAAGGCCCAGGAAGCAGAGGAGGAGAGAAGUGCCGAAAAGGAACAGGAUGGGGAAGCCACUCAGGACUCUAAGACAGAUGAGAAGGAGGCCGAAGAGAACAAGGAGAACCUUGAUGUCUGCAAAGACAAGGAGGGCGACGCUGGGAAGAAGCGAGUGGAGCACGAAAUCUCCGAAGGGAACGUGGCCACGGCCGCAGCUGCCGCUCUCGCCUCCGCCGCCACCAAAGCCAAGCAUCUUGCGGCUGUCGAGGAGAGGAAGAUCAAGUCCUUGGUGGCCCUCCUGGUUGAGACACAGAUGAAGAAGCUGGAGAUCAAACUCCGCCAUUUCGAGGAGCUGGAAACCAUCAUGGACAGAGAGAAAGAGGCGCUGGAGCAGCAGAGGCAGCAGCUGCUGACGGAGCGCCAGAACUUCCACAUGGAGCAGCUGAAGUACGCGGAGCUGCGCGCCCGGCAGCAGAUGGAGCAGCAGCAGCACAGCCAGAAUGCGCAGCAGCAGUCCCACCAGCACCCCAUUGGGCCGGGCAUGAACCCCCUGGGGACCGGCAGCCACCCCGGUUUGGCCUCCCACCAGCAGCCGCCGCCCUACGCCAUCAUGCACCACCCCAUGCCCCCUCCUCACCCACCACAGACAGGUCAGGCCCUUGGACCCAGCUCCAUGAUGGCUGGGCAGCCCCUGCCAGGACGGAUCAUGCCCAGCGCCAAUGCCGGAGCAUCCAGCGCCCACCCUGCCAGCAGCAGCAGCAGCUCCGGCAACACCAGCACAGCCAGCUCUGCUUCUGGGACAGCGGCCGGAAACAUCCCAGGGCCUCGAGGAGCCAUGGCUUCCCCAAACGGCUUGUAUCCGCCUCCAGCCCAGCCGCCGCCUCCUCCGGCUGACGGGGCCACUCCACCUCCUGCUGCAGCCCCAGCAGCCUCUGCGGCUCCCUGACCGGACCGGCGAGAAGGAGCCUCUCCAAACAGUGCCAGUAGCAACCAAAAAGCCACACACCCACACCCCCACCCUUCCUUUCCUGCCCUUUCUUUCCCAUGGCUUCCGUUCCACUCCAUAUGCCGCUCACUCAAGGCUUGAUGUCCUUGUCUGUUUGGAGACGGGGCAGCGGCGACACCUUGUGCCUCGCUCUCCUGCCAAGGACAAAAUCACACCAGACCUGGCAUGGCUUCCCUGGGGGGCUUUGCAACUUUACCUCCCUCCUUUCCGCAAGGUGGGCACAAAGGUCUACCCCUUGCAGCAUCAAAAUAGAGGUGGGUCAGGGUGUGGCGGAGGAUGAGGGGCUUCCCCAGCAUCACAUGCACACACACACCCCUUGGUCCUGAGGAAUGCUGGCCUGGCCCUCCUUAGCCACUCCACACAGUUAGUCAGUGGAAAUACCGACUUCGCCACUUCGCUUUUGGGGAGCAGAGUGAUCCAUUCCCACUCUUUUCUGGGAGGAGAAGGGGUGCCUUGUUCUCUUUCUCCUCCCCAUCUCUGUUGUCUUUCCAAAGCACAAAACCACUUGCUUUUCUGCCCUUUCUACCCUGUUAUGGGAUUAAAGUGGAGCAGGGACUGUGUGUGUGGCCGGCUCUCAAAACUACCGCUUGCAAACCAUGUAAAGGGCUGAUUCUGCCAAAGCCAGCCGCUGCUUCCUUUCCGGAAGGGUCCCCAUGGGAGCGAGGGAAACCAGAGCCUUGUCUUCCUCCCGUGUUCAUCCUCACACGUCCUCACACAUUCCAGCUAUCGAUGAACAAGGGCGAUGGCUUUUGCAGGAGAGAGAGGGUUGACCGUUUGAGGAUCUGUCACUCUUGUCUUUGCCAGGGAGGCUCCUCCGCUAUUCCCUGGCUGGUCUUUCUCCCUCCCCUGACUCCGUCCGAGCAUCAGGGAAGUUCUCGUGCAAAGGCUUCCCCUUGGGCUGGGACCACCCUCUCUGGGCUUACAUUCCAGAAAGGGCUCACCUGGAGCCAGAUCAUUGCUCAUUUGCUCUUCCUUCAGGGCAGAAGGGGGUGUGCAGAGGUGGGGCUCCCUUCCCAGCAUGCCCAAAGAGGGUCCUGCCAUCUGCCACGCUCCGGAGCAAGAGCCCAGGCUAGCCUUUACACCUGCUACACCUUUCCAUUGCCACAUCCUUACCUGUGCUACCUUUAAGGCCCCCCAAAACCAGCUCAGGCUGCCUGGGGAUAUGGGGAGCACGAGCAAUGUUCGUUCAUGCAACUUGGGGCUUGCUCUUUUUCCCACCUCAGGGAAGAGAGAAAUCUCAAUAGGUUGUGGGUUGGGGUCUCCCCUCCUCAAGCGCCCAUUGGCUCAGAAAGGAAGCCCCUUCCCCCUUUUCCCCCUCUUCCCUUUCUGUGGGGCAACUGGGGCUGGAGGUGUCUCCGCACGGUCCUCUCUCUCUCGAAACUAAUAACCUCAGGUUGUUUUUAGUACGAUCCACUUCUUCUUCAGAUGCGCACGGUUCUUAGAUGGAGAACUCGUCUUUGGUUUUAUUUUUAUUUUUUCCCCUUUCUCCUUUUUUUACUCUACUGUUGAUUCUGUCUUGCAGCGUACUAUGAAUUGUUAACAGGAUUGUCUUUCCAUUCUGGGGGGGGGAGGCAAGAUGACUUUUUUGUUGUUGUUUGGGAGGAGGGGGGGAGGGGAGGGAGGUCUUGUUCAAGGAAUUUUUUGAAAAAGCGAACCCUUUUGUUCCUGCAAAACAGCCACUCAAUUUUGUGAAAUAAAACAUGCGGGUGUUUUCCUUUUUUUUUAAACAA
This is a messenger RNA of Anolis sagrei ordinatus, 5508 nucleotides long. It is a transcript of the gene SMARCC1, whose product is annotated as SWI/SNF related, matrix associated, actin dependent regulator of chromatin subfamily c member 1. Gene Ontology annotation, molecular function: nucleosomal DNA binding; histone binding. Gene Ontology annotation, biological process: positive regulation of DNA-templated transcription. NCBI's taxonomy places the organism in Eukaryota, Metazoa, Chordata, Lepidosauria, Squamata, Anolidae. The record is from RefSeq and is a predicted model, not a curated record. Gene Ontology annotation, cellular component: nBAF complex; SWI/SNF complex; npBAF complex.